CUCACGCAGCCAAGAUGGGGAGUUUGCACAAGGCCACCUUUGUCCUCCUCAUGCUAUGCUUGUCAGCAUUGGGGAGAGCGGAAUAUCUCAAGUACAAGGACCCGAAUCAGCCCGUCGGCGCCCGCAUCAAGGAUCUGCUCGGACGAAUGACCCUCGCGGAGAAGAUAGGCCAGAUGACGCAGAUCGAGAGGGUAAACGCCACCGCGGAGGUGCUAUCGAAAUACUUCAUAGGUAGCGUCCUGAGUAGCGGCGGUAGCCCGCCUUUUCCCCGAGCGUCUGCUGAGGAUUGGGCUUCAAUGGUGGAUGAAAUGCAAAGAGCCGCCCUCUCUACCCGCCUAGGCAUUCCAAUGAUCUACGGCAUUGACGCUGUGCAUGGUCACAAUAACGUCUACAAAGCUACCAUCUUCCCUCAUAACGUUGGUCUCGGAGCUACCAGGGACCCUAUGCUGGUCAAGAGGAUAGGAGAAGCAACUGCUCUUGAAGUUAGAGCUACCGGGAUUCCAUACGUCUUUGCUCCAUGUAUUGCGGUUUGUAGAGACCCAAGAUGGGGACGCUGCUAUGAAAGCUAUAGUGAAGACCCAAACAUUGUCCGGUCAAUGACCACAAUCAUCUCUGGCUUGCAAGGUGAUGUUCCCUCAGGUUCCGAGGGAAGACCAUAUGUUGGUGGAAGUAAGAAAGUUGCCGCAUGCGCAAAGCACUAUGUUGGUGAUGGUGGCACGUUCAUGGGGAUCAACGAGGGCAAUACAAUCAUCGACAACCAUGGGAUGAUGACUAUCCAUAUGCCUGCUUACUAUAAUUCUAUCAUCAGGGGCGUAUCCACUAUUAUGGUCUCGUUCAAUAGUUGGAAUGGAAAGAAAAUGCACGCCAACCAUUACCUAAUCACAGAUUUUCUCAAGAACAAACUCAAAUUUAGAGGUUUCGUGAUUUCAGACUGGCAAGGCAUUGAUAAGAUUACGACUCCCCCACACUUGAACUAUUCCUAUUCAAUUGAGGCCGGAAUUGGUGCUGGUAUUGACAUGAUCAUGGUUCCUUUUGGCUACACAGAAUUCAUUGAUGAUCUGACAUCCCAAGUUGAGAAAAACAUUAUCCCUAUGAGCAGAAUCGACGAUGCUGUCUACAGGAUUCUUCGGGUCAAGUUUACCAUGGGUCUAUUUGAGAACCCUUAUGCUGAUCGAAGUCUUGUUGGUGAACUCGGGAAGCAAGAACACCGAGAACUCGCUAGGGAAGCCGUCAGGAAAUCAUUGGUGUUGCUGAAAAAUGGAAAACAUGCAUCCACCCCAUUGUUGCCUCUCCCAAAGAAGGCUGGUAAGAUACUUGUAGCCGGGAGCCACGCCGACAACUUGGGCAACCAGUGUGGAGGAUGGACAAUCGAAUGGCAAGGAGACACCGGCAACAAUAAAACUGUUGGGACGACGAUCCUUUCGGCGAUCAAGUCAACCGUCGACCCUAGCACACGAGUGGUCUUCUCUGUUAACCCAGAUAGCACUGUCGUGGAAAAUGGCAAGUAUGAUUAUGCCAUCGUGGUGGUGGGUGAGGCACCCUAUGCCGAGACAUUCGGCGACAAUCUAAACUUGACGAUCCCUGCCCCCGGCCCCUCGGUCGUCCAGACUGUCUGCAAGAAGAUCAACUGUGUGGUGGUGCUCAUCUCUGGUAGACCGCUGGUGGUGGAACCCUACAUUGGUGCCACGGAUGCGUUAGUCGCCGCCUGGCUACCCGGCACGGAGGGCCAAGGUGUCGCCGACGUGCUCUUCGGCAACUACGGGUUCUCCGGGAAGCUGGCGAGGACAUGGUUCAAGUCGGUGGACCAGCUGCCAAUGAACGUUGGGGACAAGCACUAUGACCCGUUGUUCCCCUUCGGGUUUGGCCUCACCACGGAGGCAAAAAAGUGAACGGGGUGAGAUGAUUGAAAUGGGAGGAAUGACGGUUGGUAUGCGAGAGACGAGACUGUCAACCGUUGAAUCAUGUCAACCUCCAUAGGGUGCGCAUGGCUUUAUCUAUCUACUAUCUACAACUUAUUACAUGUACUUGUAUAAAUAAAAACACGAGUGAGGUGAAUCCAAAUAA
Messenger RNA from Triticum dicoccoides, 2064 nucleotides. Its product is annotated as beta-glucosidase BoGH3B-like. Gene Ontology annotation, molecular function: beta-glucosidase activity. The coding region runs from base 15 to 1889 and encodes 624 amino acids. Lineage: Eukaryota; Viridiplantae; Streptophyta; Magnoliopsida; Poales; Poaceae. The transcript has 9 exons. The record is from RefSeq and is a predicted model, not a curated record. Gene Ontology annotation, biological process: glucan catabolic process.